Messenger RNA from Penicillium diatomitis, 4704 nucleotides. Its product is annotated as CORVET complex membrane-binding subunit VPS8. The record is from RefSeq and is a predicted model, not a curated record. Gene Ontology annotation, molecular function: protein binding. Gene Ontology annotation, biological process: endosomal vesicle fusion; protein targeting to vacuole. Gene Ontology annotation, cellular component: HOPS complex; late endosome. Bases 1 to 4704 code for a protein of 1567 amino acids. The transcript is spliced from 3 exons. NCBI's taxonomy places the organism in Eukaryota, Fungi, Ascomycota, Eurotiomycetes, Eurotiales, Aspergillaceae.
AUGGCUGAGGGCAGCGAGGGCUGGUCGAGAGAGGACGAGCUUGAUUUGGGCCCAGAGGAACAUGAAUCUCCAGCAAUUGCCUCUGACGUCGCGCUCGUGGACGAUCGCGAAGAGUUCUCCGCACAGAAGCCUGAGCUGAUCGAGGCCGAGGGUGACGGCCUCGACAAGGGAUCGGGUGCGCAGGACCGUUCUACAGAGCAGUCAAGAGACGCGGAGAGUCUGCAACUUCCACAGACUCCACCUUCAAAGCAGGCGACACCAGAUGUGUUGUCGAGCGAGAUAGACGAGACGGCGUCGAUUCCGGACGACACCCCGUCGUUGAACGUAACCAGCCCUGGCCCAGCUCACCGUCCGUUUGAUCUUCGCUUCCAGUCGCGAUUAUCGUCCUCCUCGGUGAACAUACCCAGAUCUGGAUCGCCUUUCCUGGCGCAGUUACACUCUCGACAAUCGUCAUUUGCGAGCCACGUUUCAGCGACCCCCGAGUCAGAGAAUGAAGUGCCUCCUAAUCCCUGGGACGUUGUGCGAUGGACGAAACUACGGAAAAUAUCGGGGCAGGCAUUCUCCGAAAUUGGGAAGCGCAACUUUGGCAGACCGACAUGCCUGACCGUGUCGACUGCAAUUGUGAUUGGUACAUCGAAGGGCAUUAUUUUGGUCUUCGACUACCAGCAGAGCUUGAAGGCAAUCAUAGGGACAAGCACAAAGGCUGUUGAAUGUGGCCCGAUCACCGCACUGGCGUUGUCAGCAGACCAUACGACCGUCGCUGGUGGCCAUGAAUCCGGAGAUAUCUUCACCUGGGAAAUCUCGCGUCCUUCACGACCGUUCCUCCACAUGCCGGUGAUCACAGCCGAUCAAGUCGAGAGCAGGGCAGCUGACGGCCAUAUGGUAGGUUCUGCCGUGAUUCACGUAGGCUUUCUGGGAACGCGGCGCACAGCGAUUGUGUCGGCCGACAUCAGGGGCAUGGCCUUCUCACAUCUGGCUACACGAGGAACGGGAUCCCUCGGACGAACUGUGAAGACAACGCGAAUCCUCGGCCGCUACCCAGAGCUCGCAUCGGAAGAGCCGCGCAAGCGGAAACCUAGCUCCGUCCUGGCCUUCUCGCCCCUUCCGCUCGGAAAUGUAGAGCAACCGUCUGAUUCGAUGGGCCUGGUUGCUAUGCUGACUCCAUAUCUGCUGGUGAUUGUCUCGACAACUCCUGUUGCUCGAACGCAGUACAAAUCCCCACGUCCAAAGGUAGUCCCUGCCCAUAGUGCUAUGACGGGGGCUCUAGCUUGGUUUCCGGCGAUUCGUCUCAAGGGCAAGGAUAGUCAGACUUCGAACACGAAGCUGGUUUACUGUUGGUCGAAUGUGUUAACAGUGCUGGAAGUAACGGACGCGGAGACUGGGGAGUCACCGAGCAAAGAUCGACCUCCAAGUCUCUCCUUCCGAGCUCGUAGUAGAUGGCACGCUGAUGAGGCUAUUGUGGCUAUUCAAUGGCUCAGUCGAUCCGUGCUAGCAGUGCUCACCAUUACACAGCGUCUGCUCAUUGUGGAGGACUACAGCAUGCAUGUGACCGACUCCAUCGAUCUGGUGGGUCGCCAUAUUUACCACGCCGAUCUUUUUUCAUCUCAACUGCACAACCUGGUUGAGCAAUUGGACGAGGAGGAUUCGUCAAUGCACGGAGUCGUUGCGGAUGCCUUUCACAUGAGUUUCCGUUCGUACAAAGGCCGACUGUUCCUGCUGGGCUAUAAUGAAGCCCAAUUCGGCAGCCUUUCCAACUGGGCUGACCGGCUCCUCGCUCUCAUGGAAGCCGGAGACUUUAUCAGUGCCAUUCGGUUGGCAACAUCAUACUAUACCGGAAGUGCUGAGAGACUCACCGUUGGACUCCCCGAUGAGGAUGCAUUGCGAAAACCAAUUGUACAAGAAAAGCUGCUCGAGAUGAUUUCGGCAUCCUUGAAAUACGCUUUCGGUCGCAAUAACGAGGCUAACAACGAACAGUUGGAGAACAAGGAGCUAAAAGACCUCGCCGAAGUGUCAGUCGUUGCUUGUCUCCAGAUGGAAGACUUGGACUACCUGUGGGAGGAGGUGUUUACCUGGUACGAAGAGCAUGGCUCUGCCGGGAUUUUCCUGGAUGUACUCGAACCGCGCAUCAUCGACGGGACUAUACGGUCUUUACCUCCUAUUGCUGUUAAAGCUCUCAUCAGCCACUUCAUCGAGACCCAUUCCACUGGCCGCUUGGAAGAGAUUAUCUGCUUGCUCGAUACAACCACAAUGGACAUCGACCAGGUCACGACCUUAUGCAAGCAGCACAACCUUUACGACGCAUACAUCUAUGUCUGGAAUCGCUGUUUGAUGGAUUAUGUCGGCCCAUUGGAAGAACUGAUGACCCAGAUUCCCACCCAAAGGCCGGAGACCUUGGUCAAUGGGGAUUAUGCGCUCGAAUCGAGACGUUACACCAACGCGAUGAAGAUGUUUCCGUACCUAUCAUUUGUCCUUACUGGCCGCAUAUACCCAACCGGUGAGGAUUUGAGUGAGGACGAAGCUCUGCGGGCCAAAAGCGAGCUUUAUCAGUAUAUCUUCUCGGGUCACUCUUCGACCUCCACAAGCUCCGCGACGGCAGAGACUGGCGCAUUUGCCCAGCUCAGAGCAAUGCUCAAGUUUGACGCGUCUAGCUUCAUGAGCAUGCUCAAUGAAGCUUUCGAAGACAGCUUUCUGAACGAUUCUGAGGUGGAAGAGAGCCCGAUUUCAGGGAUGUCGAUCAACCGACAAUACCUGAUCAGUAUUCUACUGCAAGUCAUGGAUUCAUCGACCUUUGAAGCGACCGAUACCAUCUAUCUCGACAUGUUUCUCGCACGUAACCUCCCCAAGUAUCCACAGUAUAUUCUGCUCUCGGGCACCACCCUUCAUCAGGUGCUCGUUCGACUCUGCCAGUAUCCCACGUUGGAAAUGGCGGAAGAUUGUGAGCUCAGUGCAGAGUAUCUUCUGUCCUUUUACCGUCCGCCAGAUGUUCAGAGCCUGGUGCCAUUGUUCAAGGAAGCUCGGUUUUUCCGCAUUCUCAAGUCAACCUAUCGCUCGGAAAAGCAAUACGCUCAGUGGAUUCAAACAUAUCUCGAAGAUCCGCAUGACCGGAUAGGAGUCUUCACGGCACUUUACGACUGUCUACGUUCUGGAUCUGGAUUGGGCAAGAAGGUGAGACGAGAUGUUGUCGAGGUCGUCAAGCAGCACGCUGGAGAUAUCGCAGCCAUCGACGUGAAGCGAAGUGCACAGGCAAUGCAAGAUCUUGCCCCUGAAACCCACGCUACGUUCCUGCAACGCCUCGAGAAUGACUCAUUCAAUCAGUUCCAGUAUCUUCAGAUCCUGGUUGAGCCCCGUGGCAAAGUUCCAAGCGAACCAAGCCCAACCGUGCAAGUCGAGAACUGGAUGGUUGAGCAAUACGUGCAGCUCCUCUGUCACUACAAACCAUCUCACGUUGCAGACUUUGUCGAUGGCCUUCGGGUGGGAGACCUCCAUCUCGAAAAACUUCUUCCGUUCAUUGAGGAAAGUGGAGCGAUUGACGCCGCCGUCAUCUUGCUUGCGAGACAAGGUCAGGUGCAGGCUGCGUUGAAUCGUCUCAUUGCCCAUCUGAGCACGCUUGAAUCCGGUCUGGUUGGUAUACUGCACAGUGUCCAGGACGCUCCGGAUGCCGCCAAUACGACCGAAGCAAUUGAUGAUCUGCUCGAUUCCAUGGAAAAGUAUGUAGGAGUUGGGACUUGGCUCUGUCAAGGCCAGACCAAAGUCGCGCAUGAACCAAACCGAAUGAGAGGGGCCGCCAAUGGCCAGCGGGGAGGAUUAGCGCUUGAAGUACCCCUAGCUUUUGAUGAAACCCUCUGGCUCGAUCUCAUUGAAGCUGUUGUGCGAAUUGCAAGCAAUGUGUUUGUAAUGAUUCGGGGCCAAGGGUCCAAACGUGUGGCAUCAGCUUCCGCAGUGGUUGCAACAAGUGAAGACAACGGCCGAUUGAUGGUCGUUUUCCGAGGCUUGGUCCAACAGAUGUUCACUUCGCUGCUUUCUAGUACAGUGAAGGGCAGCGCAUCACCGUCGGCCGAACGCAACGACAUCUCCUUCCUUCGCAUUCUACGAGCGUUCCUGGCCCGCGCAGCACGCUGGUCUCCGUCUCUACAAGAGCUACGCGCCGUUCUUGCCUCAGUCUUUUCGGCGUACUCGUAUGAAAAGGCGCUACUUUCGCUGGCCAAUGACAUGCUGGAUCGCGACCUCUUCGUGCAUGUGGAUGAGGUCGUGCGGCUACGACAGCAAGGAUGGCGUCCGCGUGGGCAGGCCUGUGAAGUAUGCCGGCAGCGGAUCUGGGGGUCUGGUGUGGGAUCGACGCACUGGGCAGCGUGGGAGAGAAGACAGGCUGAUGCUCACAUGCAUCGUCUUGCUCGUCGUCUCGAAGAGAAAGAGGACGUGGCAUCUGAGCGUGGCAAGGGCAAAGCUGUGGUCUCCCGUCCGUCCGCUCACAACCACGAACAUGACCACCAUGGCACGACUGGAGUGGAGGCGGCAGCAGAUGGAACCACGCGGGCCCACGAACCGGUGGUAGUCUUUGCCUGUCGACAUCUCUAUCAUCGGAGAUGCGUGGCCGAGAGUAUCAGCGGGCUGUCAUCGACUGUCACCCAGGCGUCCGGCUCGUUCCUUCGACCGGACCAACCAGAUUGGCCAGUGCAUGAGUUGUUUUGUCCAGUAUGUAAAUAG